UUGGACACGAGGCUCGGCUAGAAUUUCGUCUCAUUGUCUGCACUCAAUUGUCCAAUAGAGCAAAAGAAAGGAAGGAACAGAGAAGAAGUGUGAGAGAUAGAGAUGAGUCAUCAUCUUCUUCACAUGAACCUUGCAACUCUCUCUUCUUCUGCUUCUUUCAAAUCUUCUAAUCCACUGUUUCCAUGCUACAAUCACCAAAUUUCCCCCAAUUCUUUUCAAUUGCUUUCUUAUUCUAAAUCCUCAGGCCACAAAAUCUCUUGGACCCAAAAGCUGCCCAGAAUUGCUACUACCAGUAUCAAGUGCUCUGCUAAGAUUGAAAAUGCAAAUACUAGUCAAGGCUCUGCAGCUGUGAAAGAGAAGAGUGUUUCGGUGAUUCUGUUGGCUGGAGGGAAGGGCAAAAGAAUGGGUGCAAGCAUGCCAAAGCAAUAUCUACCCCUGCUAGGCCAGCCAAUUGCUUUAUACAGUUUCUACACAUUCUCAAAAUUGAUUGAAGUGAAAGAAAUUGUUGUAGUAUGUGAUCCAUCCUACCAAGACAUUUUUGAAGAUACCAAAGAAAAUAUCAGUGUAGACCUCAAAUUUGCACUGCCUGGGAAGGAAAGACAAGAUUCUGUAUACAGUGGCCUUCAGGAAGUUGAUUUGAACUCUGAGCUCGUUUGUGUCCAUGAUUCAGCUAGACCUUUGGUGACAUCUGCAGACGUAAAAAAGGUCCUCGAAGAUGGUUGGAUAAAUGGAGCAGCUGUACUUGGUGUUCCUGCUAAAGCUACAAUUAAGGAGGCAAACAGCGAAUCUUUUGUAGUGAGAACUCUUGACCGCAAAACCCUUUGGGAAAUGCAAACUCCACAGGUGAUUAAGCCUGAUUUGCUUAAAAAAGGCUUUGAGCUUGUGAACAGAGAUGGCCUUGAAGUCACUGAUGAUGUAUCUAUUGUGGAGCACCUUAAGCAUCCCGUAUACAUUACCGAAGGAUCUUACACGAACAUCAAGGUCACAACUCCGGAUGAUUUGUUACUCGCUGAGAGAAUUUUGAACUUGAAUUCUGAGGAAUCUUCAAAAGAAUAUCUUGCAGUGAUAUUCUAUAAAGCUCACCUUCAAAAACAGAUUAAAGAGCAAGGGAGCUAGCGCAGCCAUGUUUUUUUUAAGAGAAAAAUAAGAAAUAAUUAUUUCUGCUUUGUAAGAUUCUGAAACAAAAUGAAUGAAAUCCAAAGAAAUUUUUGCA
Manihot esculenta (cassava) is the source of this 1213-nucleotide messenger RNA. Its product is annotated as 2-C-methyl-D-erythritol 4-phosphate cytidylyltransferase, chloroplastic. The transcript has 13 exons. Gene Ontology annotation, molecular function: 2-C-methyl-D-erythritol 4-phosphate cytidylyltransferase activity. Gene Ontology annotation, biological process: isoprenoid biosynthetic process. Lineage: Eukaryota; Viridiplantae; Streptophyta; Magnoliopsida; Malpighiales; Euphorbiaceae. The record is from RefSeq and is a predicted model, not a curated record. Bases 103 to 1116 code for a protein of 337 amino acids.